UAUCCUCCUGGGUUUUGCUUCUCUCCAACAGAUGAAGAACUCAUCCUUCACUUUCUUUAUUCCAGAAUUUCUCUACCAUUCCAUCCCAGCAUCAUACCGGACCUUGAUCCCUCUCAACUUCAUCCAUGUCAAUUAAAUGGUAAGGCGUUUUCAAGUGGGAAUCAACACUAUUUCUUCACCAAUAAAGUGAAGGAAAACAGAAGCACAGAAAAUGGGUAUUGGAAGGAAAUAGGUUUGAGCGAACCUAUAAUCUCAGCUGAUGCAAACAAGAAAUUGGGAAUCAAGAAGUAUUUUGUCUUCACUCUUAAUGAAGGCACAGAAACCAAUUGGGUCAUGCAGGAAUACCAUAUUUCCUCAUCUAUGUUCCACAACCCUAUUUCAUGUUAUGCAAAUGGAACUGCUCACCGAAGAUUAUUAAGACCUGAUCAAAAUCAGAACAAUAAAUGGGUUUUGUGCAGAGUGUAUGAGAAGAACAAGUCACAAUCACAACAAGGUGCAACUGCAAACUCCUACUAUAGCGACGAGGAUGAUUGUGGAUCAGAACUUUCAUAUCUAGAUGAGGUUUAUCUGUCACUUGAUGAUGAUCUUGAAGUCAUAAGCCCCCCUAAUUAAUUAGAGUGAUGCAAUUUAAUAAUAGUGUAUAUUAUUAUAAGAUAUAUAUAUAAGAUAAUGUUACAUGAUCUAGCGUGCUAGAAUUCCUGAUAAUGUUACACAUGUAUCUUGAGUAUAGCAGAUCUA
Arachis duranensis is the source of this 738-nucleotide messenger RNA. RefSeq names its product NAC domain-containing protein 104-like. The transcript has 3 exons. Gene Ontology annotation, biological process: system development; regulation of DNA-templated transcription. The record is from RefSeq and is a predicted model, not a curated record. Gene Ontology annotation, molecular function: DNA binding. The annotation marks the transcript as partial. Lineage: Eukaryota; Viridiplantae; Streptophyta; Magnoliopsida; Fabales; Fabaceae.